Aspergillus homomorphus CBS 101889 is the source of this 2710-nucleotide messenger RNA. RefSeq lists its product as uncharacterized. The coding region runs from base 1 to 2241 and encodes 746 amino acids. The record is from RefSeq and is a predicted model, not a curated record. The transcript has 3 exons. Gene Ontology annotation, molecular function: RNA polymerase II cis-regulatory region sequence-specific DNA binding; DNA-binding transcription activator activity, RNA polymerase II-specific; zinc ion binding. Gene Ontology annotation, cellular component: nucleus. Gene Ontology annotation, biological process: regulation of transcription by RNA polymerase II; DNA-templated transcription. NCBI's taxonomy places the organism in Eukaryota, Fungi, Ascomycota, Eurotiomycetes, Eurotiales, Aspergillaceae.
AUGCAAUCCCACGCCCCUUCCUCUCGGAUAUCGAAGCCCCCUCGGCCACCGAGCACAGAGAAGCCCAACAAACGCCGCCGCAAAGCCCUAUCCUGCUACGACUGCCGCCGCCGAAAACUGCGCUGCGACCGCGGGCAGCCGGCAUGCAGUCGGUGUCGGAAAGGCGGGAUCGCAGAGACGUGUUCCUACGAUGGUUAUGAGGUGCUUCUUGGGGUGGGACUCGGCGAGCAGCAGCAGCAGCAGCACCAGCACCAGCUGCAACCGACCACGACCGCGUUGAAUACUGCGUAUACGCCGGCUGAUUUGGUCGGGCGGGGGCCCGGGGCGGUGCAGGGUACGCCUGUCCGCCAGGCUGACGGGCCGGCUGUCGCGGAGAGCAGUGUGGUCUCGUUGGCGGCGUCGCAGAAUGCGGGAAGUUGGCAGCUGCUUGGGCGGCUGUCGUCGGCGAAGGGGAUUAAUGAGGAGCGGCCGUCGAUCCGGAGUAAUGCAGAGGAUAUUGUGGGGGGUUUGGCGCCUCCUGGUGGUGCGGAUGCGAUGCUGCGGGCGGAGACGCCGAUUCUGCGGGGCCAGAAUUUCAAGACGCAUUACUAUGGGAGUACGAAUCCGAUUAGUUUGAUCUCGCAUUUCCCCGAGCUGAGAUCGUUCAUGAAGGAGACUAUCAUGCAGCCCACCGCGCUGCCAACUCUACAGCGGGAGCUGAAGACUCUGCAGGUGAAAUGGAAGGCGAUGCGAACGGACCUUUUGCCGCAGCAUGACUGGGAGCUCGUCGGGCUUCUGCCGGAUCAGGAGACCAUGGAUGCGCAGGUGUAUCUCUACUUCGAGUCCUUCGAGAACAUCUACCGCAUCCUGCACUACCCCAGUUUCAUGAAGGAGUAUGACGCGUUCCGCCAGGAUAGUCGGUCCGCGCGGCCCGCGUUCGUCGUCAUCCUGAUGCUUAUCCUCGCCUGUGUGGGCUGCCUCGCGCAGCAAGGCCAGCCCAAGUAUAUCGGGGACAGUGCGAUGGCGCGCGAGCGCGCGACGUUAUGGGUCGAGGCGGCAGAGGCGUGGCUUCCGCGGCAGAGCCAGAAGCACAUCUAUCUGGCCAUCUGGCAGAUCCGCUGCCUGUUGCUUGUGGCGAAGAUGGUGAAUAUCGUGAAGAAGAAACGCACCUGGACGGCGGCGGGGACCCUGGUGCGACAGGCCAUGUCGGCGGGCUUUCACCGCGACCCGACCAUCCUGGGCGACCGGGUAUCUGUGUUCGACAUGGAGAUGAGACGCCGACUCUGGGCGACGAUUCUGGAGCUAGAGCUGCAGGUCUCGACGGACAGGGGCAUGCCAUCUGCCUCGGCGGGGCUGACGUCGGACACUGCGCCGCCCGUGAACAUUGAGGAUGAAGCGCUGACGGUGGACGCCGAGGCGCUCCCCGCUUCCCAGCCAUCGAGCGUCUACACAUUGUGCUCAUUUUUGCGGGUGUCGGCCUCCAAUUUCGCGCUGCGGACGUCCUUGAACUCCCUUGUUAACGAUAUACACACACAAUCGGUGUACGAGGACGUACUGAGCAGUGAGGAACAGAUCAUGAGCGAGCUGCACAAAUUCCCUUCCUGGACCGACGCCACAUACGGGCCAACCCGCGGGAAUCCGACCCUGACCCGAGCACUGCUAGACAUCCAGCUGCGACACUAUCUGAUCUUGCUGCAUGCGCCCUUCGCACGACAGGCCGACACGAAUCCGCGCUAUUCGUUAUCGCGGAUGGUGUGCUUCAACGCGGCAUUCCGCCUCAUCGAGCAGCACCGACAGCUCACCGAUACCGGGAACUAUCUGCUCCUGCUCCUACGCCACGACUACUUCAAGAGUGCGCUGGUGAUUUGCCACAACAUGUACAUUGCCGCCACCAUCCAAGGUAUGGCUCACCUGUCUCGGCUGAUUGGAACACGGACUGACGGAGUAGACAACCUCCUUCUGCGAUCCAACAGCACCACGUUCAUCCAAUACAUCGAGGACGUGCUGCACCUGCUGGAGGAGAAGACCUCGCGUCUGGGCACGGGGUACACGCACUACUGGUACAUCGCGGCGGCGUCGGCCUUCCUGCGGUCGCGCAUCGACCCCGCGCACUCCCCGGUGCAGAAGGAGGAGGCCAUCCACGAGGUGGUGCGCCAGUAUCAUCGGGUGCUGGCUCACCAAGGCGACCUACACAAAGCGAAAGAACUUCUCUUCCCCCUCCGUCUCGGCACGAUCCUGAUCGACUCAACACGAGCGAGCUAAUAGCGCGAUAGAACAAGAAAAAGUCCGCAGGUGGCGUGUCCGACGGCGAUAACCCUAUACAGCUUGCUUUUCUCCUUUGAUAGAGUUUUAGCAAAACAGAAAAAAAAUCACUCACCCAAACAAUAGCACCAGAGCACCGACCCUAAUGGUAGGAGAGGGAGGGGCCAUGGAGAUUUUGACAAGCCACACUAGUCAUGACUUGUUCCACCACCGCAUCCUGUGCAAUCUAUUGGGGGCCUUUGGUCAAAACCAGGAGGUUCUCGCCCUGACUCGAUGGCGCAACAAAGGAGAGAAACACAAAGAAGUAAACAGAGUCAACAGAGUUGUGCGCAUGGAUUACAUAACCAGUGCCACGCCGACGAUAAGCGGAGAGGAUAUUUUGACUUUGACUUUGGGGAGAAGAUGCUGCAGUAUGUAGGCAAUAGAUAGAGAUACUAAGUAGAUGGUAUAGAUCGCAAAGAGAUAGGAG